Molecule: messenger RNA, 3138 nt
Organism: Zychaea mexicana
Lineage: Eukaryota; Fungi; Mucoromycota; Mucoromycetes; Mucorales; Lichtheimiaceae
Exons: 10
Coding region: 110-2929 (939 amino acids)
Source: RefSeq, a predicted model, not a curated record
UUUUUUUUCUCGCUUUUAUAAAAAAAAGUUGUGUGUGGGCAGCUUUCCUUUUAUUUCAUUUUUUUUCUCGUUUACUCAUCUCACACAGAGUCUCACUUCGGUUUAAAUAAUGACCGAAGGAAAAGCUACAGCGGCUCGUAAGCCCAGAGUGUCUUCACUGGCGGCAGCGGGCGUAUCUGCUACACCUACGACUCCAGCAAGUCCUCCAGUGACGAGAGCUACCAAGACGCCUGUAACUAGGGCUGGCACCACCACCACCACCCGUACAGGGGUUGCUGGAGCUACUACAGCAGCGACCCGUGCCACCAAGACGCCUGCACCCACCGGCCCCACGUCUUCGACCGCAAGACGGACGACAACAACAACAGCUGGUACAACGAGUACCACGCGAGCAACUGCUGGAACGACAAGCCUAAGUCGAACUGCAUCCUCUGCAACAAAACCACCGUCACCAGCAGCAGCAGCAAGUAGAACAUCAUCGACGGUGUCCAGAACAGCAUCGACCUUGAGCCGUCGAUCCACGACAACGUCUUCUACCACAUCACCUACUGCUUCGGCCACACGACGACCCUCGAUUGCCUCAUCAGCUACGGGUACUGCUCCCACUACUGCCGCACGACGCGGUUCCACAGCAACAAGCAGCACCACUUCGACAACGGCACGUAGACCUGUUUCAUCAGCCACAGCUACGCGUACGACAUCUACCACCGCGAAUGGCAUCAAGCCUUCAGAAGCAGUGGCUGAAUUGAAAGCCUUGAGGGCCAAGCACGAAGAGCUAAAGGCGGAACUGGAGGAGAAGCAACAGUUGCUUGAUUCUAAAGAAGCCGAUCUAACUGGCCUCAAGGAGAAACUCAGCGCGCUAGAAAUUGAGCUUCAGGAACAACAACGAAAGCAUGAAAAAUCAUCAUCAGACGAAGCAGCAGCUGAGCAAGAACAGAAUCAACAAGGAACGAUCAAGGAGUCUGGCGAUGCAGGAAAACCAGCUGAUGAUGAUAAUGAUGGUGAUGCCACUACUACUACUACUACUACUACUGCUGUUGUUGCUGAGGAUUCAACCACAUCAACGCAAGAACAAGAGAUUGAAGCGCUACGAAAGGAGUUGGCUGAGGUCCAGGAACAGCUGAAGAAGGCCGGUGAAGAAGCACAGGCAACUGUUGCAAAGGUGCAAGGCGAGCAUGAAGAGGAACGUACUGUACUAACACGUGAGCGGGAGGCGAUCGAAGAAAAGCUUCGUGAGCAUAUGGAGAAGCUCCGUGAAAAGUUGGAAAGUGAAAAGGAUGGAUUGCAUGGGCGGAUCCUAGAGAAGGAAAAAGAAAUUUCCAAACUGAAGAAGGAUAUGGAUGAAAUGCGCGACAAUAUCCAGGAAAUGCAUAAAUCGCAUCAAAGCCGCUUGACCAGUUUGACCCAUCAGAUCAACCAGCAACAUGCCGAGCGGAUCGAAGCAAUGAAACAAAAGUACGAAAGUGAAUUGGAAACAUUGCGGGCUGCAGGUUCGAAUGACAAGGCUGCUGAUGAAGCGCUGAGCAAGAAACUGAGUGACAUGGAGGCCAAGGCGGCUGAAUUGACAGCUUCAUUUGACACGCAACGGCAAGAAUUGACUGACUCGUACGAAAACAAGUUGGAAGAGCUGCGUACACAAAACGAAUCGAUGGAUGCACAGCAUCAACAGAAACUCGAUGAAAUCACGUCAUCGCUGCGGGCAGAGAUCGCCACUCUGCAAAAAUCACACAAUGCAAGGGUGCAGGCCAUCACCGAAACUCAUGAGACUCAGCUGGAUGAGGUCCGCAAGGCUACGAGCGUCAGCGCUGUUGAUGCUGCUCGAGGUGAUAUUGAGGCUGAAUGCCGUCGCCAGUUUGAACAGGAUUUGUUGUCCUCUAAGCAAGAGUUUGAGUCUGUCCUGGAUAAACUGGAGCAAGAAAAAAAGACGGCACAAGACGAGUGCACUGCUCUCAAGGAAUCUGCAACCCAUGAAAAAGAAGCUUUGAUCAAGGAAUACGAAGCACGCAUUGCAGCCACGAAGCAGAGUGACGAGGCCAAUGUCGCAAAGGAUCAUGCGGACAAGAUAGCCGAGCUCGAAAACAAACAUGGCGACACACUUGCUGAGCUAGAGCAAAAGCAUGCAGCUGCCAUCAAGGAGCUCAGAUCGCUUUCACAGCGAGAAAAGGAUGAACAUACGGACAAGCUAUUGAAGGAACAUAAAGAGGCAUUAAAAGAACUAGCAACGAAGCACGAAGAGGCAGUAAAGGAGGCAAGAGCCGCUGGCAGCAAUCUCGUCCAGUCUGAAUCGCAGCUACGAUCCGAGCUCGAAUUCAAGAUUGAACAAUUAAGCUCAAGUCAUCAGCAGGCCAUGGAACAUGUCCAGGAACAUCAUCGUGCGCGUGUAGAAAAGCUCGAGACGGAACUCAAGGAUGCAGUUGACAAGCAACAUGAGCUGAAUGAAAAGCAUCGACACGAGAUUGAAAGCCUUACCUCUGAACGUGAUGGCCAUUUGGAAACAAUCAAGCGUGAAGUUGAGGUGGCUCUCAAGGAAAUACAUGCAGCAGAGCUCACGCGGAUCCAAGAAACAAACACUUCUCAACUGAACGAACUCAAGUUGCAGUAUACCCGUCAACGUGAUCAAGAGCGUGAGGCUGCUCAAAAGGAACAUGUCGAAGCAUUGGAGAAAGUCAAGUCAGAGCACGGUGAAGCAUUAGAGGCACUCAAGAAAGAGCACAACGAAGCGUUGGAGAAGCUCAGGGCAGAACAUACCACAGUCAUUGAGACCUCCCGAAACGAACACGACGAAGCAGUGAAGCAACUCAAGGCCGAACACGCCACAGCUCUCAAGGACGCUCAAGGAGAAGCACAGUUAUUUUUACAUGAAAAAAAAACCCCCAAAUGCGGGUCGCGUUCACUUUUUAUUUUCCUAAUCCGUGCAUUUGUGUUCUAGACCCUCCGCGAAAGCCAGGAUGUCGUUGCUACUCUAAAGAUCCAGCACGCGCAAGAACUGGAAGAGAUCAAAGAGGCCCACACACAGGAACUGAAGGCGCUUUCGGACGCUCAGCUUGAGCAUGAAAAGGUGCAGAGUGAUGAGAUUGCACAGCUGAAGGAGGCUCACGCAGCAGUUGUUGCGGAUCUGGAAGUCAAGUCAAAGGAAAC